This is a messenger RNA of Candida albicans SC5314, 1875 nucleotides long. RefSeq lists its product as uncharacterized. The transcript has a single exon. The coding region runs from base 1 to 1875 and encodes 624 amino acids. Lineage: Eukaryota; Fungi; Ascomycota; Pichiomycetes; Serinales; Debaryomycetaceae. The record is from RefSeq and is a predicted model, not a curated record.
AUGCUUAAAACCAGUAUCAGGACACUUAAAAGAAUGACAAACUCGAAAUUAAUAGAACUUCCAAAGUCGUCUUCAUUUACUCAACGGAUAAAGCCAGAUAAAAGAGUUCCAUCAGUGGAGGUUGCUUUGGAAAACGAAGGCAACAUUACCAAUACCCCAAGAAAUAUAACUCAUGGUGGAUUUUCAUGGGUGUUACCCACUCCGAGAGAUGACUAUGAGUUUAUGAUUGCUAACCCAUUAGCAAUGAAAGACCUAGGAUUGAGUUUAGAUGAAAUUGAAGAUCCAGUUUUUCAACUGAUUGUAAGUGGAGAAUUCUACCAAGAUAAAGUUACUUUUGUCAAAGAAAACUUCCCUAUGCCUUACGCCCAAGCUUAUGCAGGUUGGCAGUUUGGACAAUUUGCCGGACAGCUAGGUGACGGAAGAGUGGUCAAUUUGUUUGAAGUUCCUAAAGCUGUACCAGAUGGCGAGAAUCGCGACAAAUACGAAAUCCAAUUAAAAGGUGCGGGGAAAACACCUUUCUCUAGAUUUGCGGAUGGUAAGGCCGUGUUGCGGUCAUCUAUCAGAGAAUACAUUAUAUCAGAACAUUUACAUGCAAUUGGAGUACCAACUACGAGAGCCCUUGCAUUGACGUAUUUGCCUAGUACUUUGGCUCAACGACAUGGAGCUGAGAGAUGUGCCAUAGUUGCACGGUUUGCUGAGAGUUGGGUCAGAAUGGGUACCUUUGAUUUAUACAGAUGGAGAGGUGAUCGUGAAGGGAUUAGAGAUUUGUCUGAUUAUGUGAUUAAUGAGUUGUUUACUAUUAAUGGAGUAAAGUUUCAGAAUUUUGAAAGAAUUGUUAAGACUGGCCCUAACUUUUUCAAAUUAAAUGAUAAGUUACUAGGCGAAUUGACUGAUUACGAUAAAAUGUAUUACGAAACCGUAGUAAGAAAUGCAGAGACCACUGCAAUUUGUCAGUGCUAUGGGUUUUUAAAUGGGGUUUUGAAUACUGACAAUACAUCAAUCUUAGGUUUGACUAUAGAUUUUGGGCCAUUUUCCAUAAUGGAUAAAUAUAAUCCAAACUAUACACCAAACUCAGAAGACCACGAAGGUAGAUAUGGAUAUAGAAAUGUUCCUACUGCAAUUUGGUGGAAUUUGACUAGAUUGGGAGAGGAUUUGGCAGAGUUGGUUGGAGCUGGUAAUGAGUUGUUAAAUGACCCACUGUUUCAACAAGGUAUUAAAGAAGAGUGGGAAGAUUCAAUUAUCAAGCGCGCCACAAAAAUUAUAGAAAUUGGUGGAGAAAUAUACCAGCAUGCUUUUACUAAAAAAUACGUUGAAACAUUUUUCAAUCGAUUGGGUUUAUCACAUGAAUUGAUAGAUGCUCAAAACCCAGAAAUACAACGUACCGAUGUUAUUGUUCCGAUGUUGGAUGUGUUGUACAAGAUUCAAACCGAUUUUAAUUUGUUUUUCUUGAAAUUGCAGGAUUUAGAUCUUGACUCUGGUGAUUAUGCUUUGAUUGCAGAAAAAGAGUUCUUGCCAAACUAUGAUUUCAACACAUACAGACAGCACAAAGAUGAUUUGAUAAAGCAAAUUAGUGAAUGGUUGAUACUAUACCACGAAUUAAGGAACAAAACCAAGAAAUAUAAAUCAACUCCUGAUCCAGCAAAAUACAACCCUAAAUUUUUACCAAGAAAUUGGAUUUUAGAUCAAGUGAUUCAGCAAGCAGAAAGCUCACGUGGGGCUGAGACAACAUAUCUUGAAAAAUUGCAGAAAAUGAGUUCCAACCCAUAUGACGAAACUAAAUGGGGAGAUGAAUUGAAAGAUUUAGAGCAAUCUUGGUUACUUCAGGGUAACAAAGGGGAUGAGUUUGCCAUGUUACAGUGUGGCUGUUCAAGCUAA